GGGUGCGGGCAGGGGGUUGUCACCGCCGCCACCGCCCCUCAUUGCGGUUCCCUCCCCCCGCAGCCUGCGGCGCGUGGCCCCGCUGCCGCCCGCACGAUGUCGGUCGAGGCGCUGCACGCCGGCGAUGCCAUGAAAGGGAUGGCGGUGAGAACCCCCUUCACCUCGGCCAUGCCCAUCCGCAUCCUCAACAAGGGACCCGAGUAUUUCCGACGGCGAGCUGAACCGGCCGCCCGAAAACCCAGCGCCGUGGAGAGGUUAGAGGCCGAUAAGGCCAAGUACGUGAAGAGCCAGCAGGUCGCCAGCACCCGGCAGGAGCCGGUGAAGCCGCCGCUGCUCAACCAGCCGCUCUUCGUGCCGGGCGUGCGCCGCGCCACUCUCACCCCCAGCCGCAAGACGACGCCGGGACCGCGCUCAGCAGGCAGGGCCAAGACCUCGCUCAACCUGGAGAUCCUCAACCACCUCAUCAACGGCUGCGACAGCCCCAACGCCGAGAGCCC
This is a messenger RNA of Meleagris gallopavo (turkey), 497 nucleotides long. NCBI's taxonomy places the organism in Eukaryota, Metazoa, Chordata, Aves, Galliformes, Phasianidae. The record is from RefSeq and is a predicted model, not a curated record.